AUUCUUCGACAGUCGGUACAGUUGUUCUGCCAACCGAAAACAAUCCAAAUCCAUUCAACAAUGUUUGCCAAAAUCAUCUUCUUCUUCGGCCUGCUGGUUGCUACUGCCUACAGCAAACCCGUCUUUCCGCUGGCCUACUCGGCUCCUCUCGUUGCCGCUCCCUCCGUAGCGGUUGCUUCUCCACUGGCCACUCCAUUCGCCACGGCUGCCUACACUGCUGCUCCCUAUGCUGCGGCUUACACAGCUUCGCCAUACGCAUACAGUGCGUAUCCUUACGGUACCUACGGGUCGUUGCUGUUGUAAAAUGAAUCUUUCUGCCGGGAACACACCACCGAGUGAUCGGUUGAUUUUGGUUAUGUUUUGAAAAUAAAAUCACUAUUGCAAGUACAAA
Molecule: messenger RNA, 391 nt
Organism: Anopheles funestus (African malaria mosquito)
Lineage: Eukaryota; Metazoa; Arthropoda; Insecta; Diptera; Culicidae
Exons: 2
Coding region: 61-303 (80 amino acids)
Source: RefSeq, a predicted model, not a curated record